AUGAGUACAGCUGCCAUCUCAGGGUUACCUCUGUCAUCUCGUUCCCCGGGAACCAUACAGGGCCUGCAUAAUGUAAGAUUAACAAAUGUAAGUACCCUCUGGCCUCGAGCUAAUAUGUUCAAAGGCCUGCAGCAUGGGAAAAAGCUCUUAAGGAAGAAGAUUUAUGCAUCUGUAGUCAUCCAAAUGUUGCUCGAAAACCCGAAAACUGCUCAAAUCCGAUUCCAGAUAUCCAGUGGAAGAACAGAUAAAAUGACGGGUCUUUCAUUGAAAGCUUGCGUGAAGUUGGAAGAAAGGAGUACUUCAGAUGACAGUGGCACUGGAGGUGAAUGGGGAAAGGUGUCAGCUGUACUGUUUGAUAUGGAUGGAGUGCUUUGUAAUAGUGAAGAGCUAUCAAGAAGGGCCGCUGUUGAUGUUUUUGCGGAAUUGGGUGUCCAAACUACCCCUGAAGAUUUUAUACCCUUCGCCGGCACAGGUGAAGCAAACUUUUUGGGAGGUGUGGCUUCUGUUAAGGGUGUCAAGGGAUUUGAUCCUGAGGCUGGCAAAAAGAGGUUCUUUGAGAUAUAUUUAGAUAAGUAUGCGAAACCAAGCUCUGGGAUAGGAUUCCCUGGAGCUUAUGAACUCAUUCAGCAGUGCAAAAGCAAAGGCCUCAAAGUUGCUGUGGCAUCUAGUGCGGAUCGCAUUAAAGUUGAUGCAAAUCUAGCGGCUGCUGGUUUACCCUUGUCACUGUUUGAUGCAAUUGUAUCUGCCGAUGCUUUCGAAAACUUGAAACCUGCUCCUGAUAUAUUUUUAGCCGCAUCAAGCAUAUUGAAUGUUCCAACCAGUGAGUGCCUUGUAAUUGAAGAUGCAUUAGCUGGUGUGCAAGCCGCAAAGGCAGCUCAAAUGAGGUGUAUAGCAGUAACCACAACCUUAUCAGAAGAUUCCCUGAAACCAGCUGGUCCAGCCCUUAUCAGAAAGGACAUCAGCAACAUUUCUCUUGAUGACAUACUUAGUGGUGGCUCGGGCUCUGAUAAUGCAAAGGUGAAGGGGCUUUCUCAAUCUGUUUCCCGUUCUGCACAAUCCUCAUCCAACAAAAUUGAGAUUAGUUCAUUCCAGGAUGAAGGUUCAACAGAACAGGCUGGUUCAAUUUUAGGUUUGCAGGGCUCUCGGCGUGACCUUUUAAGAUAUGGAAGUCUGGGUGUUGCUCUUGCUUGUCUUGCCUUUUCCGUUAACAACUGGAAGGCAAUGCAGUAUGCAUCCCCUAAAGCUAUCUGGAAUCAAUUGUUUGGAGUUAGUAGCCCUCCAUUUCAAUUGAGCAAAGAUAAAUCCCAUUCAGGAAGAAUACAACAAUUUCUGGAAUACAUAUCAGAUCUAGAGACCAGAGGAACAGCAGCAGAUGUGCCAGAAUUUCCUUCUAAGCUGGAUUGGCUGAACUCAGCUCCUCUUCAGUUCCACAGGGAUCUAAAAGGAAAGGUGGUUCUUCUGGAUUUCUGGACAUAUUGUUGUAUAAAUUGCAUGCAUGUGCUGCCCGAUUUGGAAUAUUUGGAGAAGAAAUACAAAGAUACGCCUUUUGUGGUUGUAGGGGUGCAUUCUGCUAAGUUUGACAAUGAGAAAGAUUUAGAGGCAAUUCGAAGUGCAGUUUUGCGUUAUAAAAUCACUCAUCCAGUAGUCAAUGAUGGUGAUAUGAAUUUGUGGCGGGAAUUGGGUGUUAAUUCAUGGCCCACCUUUGUACUUAUUGGUCCAAAUGGAAAGGUUCUUGCACAAUUGGCUGGUGAAGGUCGUCGGAAGGAUCUUGAUGAUCUCGUGGAGGCAGCUCUCCUAUAUUAUGGUCAAAAGAACAUCCUUGAUAGCUCACCCAUUCCUUUGAAGCUGGAGAAAGAUAACGAUCCUCGCUUGUUGACAUCACCUUUGAAGUUUCCUGGAAAGCUUGAAGUUGAUGUCCUGAACAACCGUCUUUUCAUUUCAGACAGCAAUCAUAACCGAAUAGUAGUGACUGAUUUAGAUGGGAACUUCAUAGUUCAAGUUGGAAGCUCAGGAGAAGAGGGACUGCAGGAUGGUAACUUUGAUGAUGCUACCUUCAAUCGUCCACAGGGUCUCGCUUACAAUGCAAAGAAGAACCUCCUCUAUGUGGCAGAUACUGAGAAUCAUGCUCUAAGGGUGAUUGAUUUUGUAAAUGAAACUGUUCAAACUCUAGCUGGAAAUGGCACCAAGGGGUCUGACUAUCAAGGUGGAAAAACUGGAUACGAUCAGCUUCUUAAUUCUCCCUGGGAUGUCUGCUUCAAUCCCAUGAAUGAGGUUGUCUACAUUGCAAUGGCUGGCCAACAUCAGAUUUGGGAGCAUAACACUUCAAAUGGAAUUACUAAAGCAUUUAGUGGCGACGGAUAUGAGAGAAAUUUGAACGGUUCGAGCUCUUUGACCACCUCAUUUGCACAGCCUUCUGGAAUUUCACUAUCUCCUGAUUUGAAGGAAGCUUAUGUAGCCGAUAGUGAGAGCAGCUCUAUUCGAGCACUUGACCUAAAAACAGGAGGAUCAAAACUACUGGCGGGGGGUGAUCCAGUUUUUGCAGAUAACUUGUUUAGGUUUGGAGACAAUGAUGGAGUAGGUUCUGAAGUACUUCUUCAGCAUCCACUAGGUGUUUCUUGUGGAAAAGAUGGCCAGAUGUAUGUUGCUGAUUCUUAUAAUCAUAAGAUCAAGAAGCUGGAUCCUGCAACAGGAAGAGUCCUCACCUUAGCAGGAAAUGGGCAAGCGGGUUUCAGGGAUGGAGCAGCCCUGGCAGCUCAGCUUUCGGAGCCCUCGGGUAUUGUGGAUGUCGGAGAUGGAAGGCUAUUCAUAGCAGAUACGAAUAAUAGUUUAAUCAGGUACUUAGACCUGAAAGGGCAACAAGCUGAGCUUCAUACUUUAGAAUUGAAAGGUGUUCAGCCUCCUACGGCGAAAUCCAGGUCCUUAAAACGCCUUAGAAGGCGAUCUGGAGCUGAUACGGAAACCAUAGUAGUAAAUGGUGGUUCAUCCAACGAGGGUAAUCUAAUUCUCCAGAUAUCAGUACCUGAAGGAUACCAUUUCUCAAAGGAGGCCGUGAGUAAAUACUCUGUUGAUACUGAACCGGAGGAUACUGCUUCUAUUGAUCCUUUAGAGGGCAAUCUCAGCCCAGAAGGAUCUGCUGUGAUACAUUUCAAGAGAGCCUCUCCUUCAUCUUUUCGUGGGAGAAUAAAUUGCAAGGUCUAUUAUUGUAAGGAAGAUGAAGUCUGCUUAUACCAGUCCUUGAACUUUGAAGUUCAAUUCCAAGAUUCAAAUCCCGAAACUGCCCAAGCAGAUAUUACCCUUCCUUACCUUGUGAAGCCAAAGACAAUCAAAAAUAGCUUGCAGGUAUCAGUUGACCUUUGA
Oldenlandia corymbosa var. corymbosa is the source of this 3357-nucleotide messenger RNA. The record is from the annotation of a GenBank genome assembly. Lineage: Eukaryota; Viridiplantae; Streptophyta; Magnoliopsida; Gentianales; Rubiaceae.